GGCCGGCAGUGUGGUGAUGGCCUUCGAGGAGGUGUGCCCAGAUCGCAUCGAUCUGAUCCACAAGAACUACAGGAAGCUGUGUAACCUGCUGGUGGAUGUGGAGGAGUGGGGCCAGGUGGUCAUCAUCUCCAUGCUGACACGAUACGCCAGGACGCAGUUCACCAGCCCCUGGAAGGAGGGUGCCAUGUUCGAUGAGAAUAACGAAAAAGCAUUUUAUGACUCCGACUCGGAGGAGAAAAAAGGCCAGAUGGAGGAGAAGCCUUACAUCAUGGAUCCAGAUCACAGACUGCUGCUCAGGAACACCAAGCCUCUGCUGCAGAGCAGGAACACUGCUGUGGUGAUGUCUGUUGCUCAGCUUUACUGGCAUCUGGCUCCUAAGCAUGAAGUCAGUAUUGUCACCAAGUCACUGGUUCGACUACUGAGAAGCCACAGAGAGGUGCAGUACAUUGUGCUUCAGAACAUCGCCACUAUGUCCAUUCAGAGGAAGGGGAUGUUCGAGCCCUUCAUGAAGAGUUUCUAUGUGAGAUCCACCGAUGCUACACACAUCAAAACGCUGAAGUUGGAGAUCCUGACCAAUCUGGCCAAUGAAGCCAACAUCUCCACUAUUUUGAGGGAAUUUCAGACCUACGUAAAGAGUCAGGACAAGGCAUUUGCAGCAGCUACCAUUCAGGCCAUCGGCAGGUGUGCUACCAACAUCUCAGAGGUGACAGACACGUGUCUCAGCGGUCUGGUGCUGCUGCUUUCAAACAGAGACGAGACUGUGGUGGCUGAGAGCGUGGUGGUCAUCAAGAAGUUGCUUCAAACUCAGCCCACCCAGCACAGCGAGAUCAUCAAACACAUGGCCAAGCUCUUCGACAACAUCACUGUUCCCAUGGCCCGAGCCAGCAUCCUGUGGCUGAUUGGAGAGUACUGUGAGAGGGUGCCAAAGAUUGCACCUGAUGUCCUCCGCAAGAUGGCAAAGACUUUCACAGCAGAGGAGGACAUCGUCAAGCUGCAGACAGUCAAUCUGGCAGCCAAACUCUACCUGACCAACUCUAAGCAGACCAAGCUGCUGACCCAGUACAUCCUGAAUCUCGGAAAAUACGACCAGAACUACGACAUCAGAGACCGAACACGCUUCAUAAGACAGCUGAUAGUGCCCAGCGAAAAGAGCGGCGCCCUCAACAAGUAUGCUCGGCGCAUCUUACUCGCCCCCAAACCAGCUCCAGUGCUUGAGUCUGCAUUCAAAGAUCGAGACCGUUUCCAACUGGGCACUCUGUCCCACAGUCUCAACAUCAAAGCUACUGGGUACCAUGAGCUGUCAGACUGGCCAGCUGUCGCUCCUGACCAGUCUGUGAGGAACGUGGAGGUCAUUGAACCAGUGAAAGAGUGGGCACCGAAGGUUGGGAAGGCCAAGCAAUCCAAAUCUGACGACAAGUUCUACUCGGAUGACGAAGAUGAGAAAGAGGAGGAAGGAUCUGAGAGCAGCGGCAGCGAAGACAGCAGCAGCAGCAGCAGCGGCAGCAGCAGUGAAGAGUCAGGCAGUGACAGUGAGGAGGAAAGCAGUGAGUCUGAGAAGACCUCCAGUGAUUCUGGAAAGAGUUCCAGCGGGUCCGAAAAAAGCUCCAGUGAAUCCGAAUUGGAACAAAAAAAGAAGAAAAAGACCAAGAAGGCGCCGCAGAAGAAAAGCAAGCCAACUGCUGCUGACAGCGACUCAGAUGAAAAUGGUAACGGACCUGUAGCCCAGGCCAGCAGCUCAUCAGCUGAAAGCUCCUCUGGCUCAGAGACGGACUCUGAGGACGACUCCGACUCCGACUCACCUGCACCACAGAAGAAGACUGAUACAAAGACCAAACCUAAGGUGGCAGUGAAGUCCAGGAAGGAAGUGUCUUUAUUGGAUCUCGAUGACUUUUCUCCUGCACCUACAAACACACCAAAGUCUUCGGUCUUCUCUCCCAGCCUGCUGUCCGACCUUGAAGGCCUCUCUCUCUCCAGCAUCUCCCCCACCAUGCAGGUCACCACUCCAUCUUUCGGUCCCGUGAAAACCUAUGAGCUGCUUCACCAUAUGACAGGAAAAGGCCUGUCAGCCAAGUACCAUUUCCCCAGGCAGCCAUGUUUAUACCAGCCCAGCAUGGUUGCAGUGCAGGUUAUACUGACCAACAACUCGGACCACAGCCUGGAGGAGAUCCAUAUAGGAGACCGGAGCCCGGCAAGCCUGAACAUCCACUGCUUCAACACCAUUGAGCGGUUGGAGCAAGAGACCUCGGUGACGGUAUCCAUGGGUAUUGACUUCAGCGACUCGACACAAGCAGCCAACUUCCAGUUGUGCACCAAGGAGGACCAGUUUAGUGUGUCCAUCCAGCCUGCUGUAGGAGAGCUGUUAAUGCCGAGUAGCAUGACGGAGCAGGACUUCUGCAAGGAGCAAGGAAAGCUCCAGGGUAUGAAUGAGACCUCUGCAACCAUCACCAUGGCAACAGCUAACGCGUCCAGCCCGGCCAUCAGCAAGCAGGUUCUGUCUGUGGCCAACGUAGGAGUGGUUUCAUCCAGCCAGAACGACUUCAGCAGGUUUGCUGGGCGGACAGUCAGCAGCGGAGCUCUGGUCCUGGUGUCGCUGGAGCGGAAGGAGUCCUCCACUGCCCUGCUCACCAUCAACACAGAGAAGAGCGUCAUGGCCUCCAUGUUGCUCCGAGACCUCAAACAAGCCCUCGCCCAGGCAUAAAACCCUGCCCUCCCUCCUGUAGUAAAGAUACAGGUGAACUACACUUAGGUAAACAUGUCAUGUAUUUUAUUUCCAUGGUUUGGGACAGUUCUUUUACACGUGAUAUCCAAAAUCCAUAAGCUCAAGAAACAUCGCUUGAUAACUGGAAGCAAUGGAGGAGCCCUCACUCAGCGUUUCUUGUUUUUAUGGUCUGUGGCUUUGGAAUAGAAUUGUCCUGAACCAUGGGAAUAACUUUGUGAAAGUCUUCACUGACGUGGUGAUCCCCUCUCAAACAGUCAGAAGGCAUCACAGAAGUUCUAGUACAUAUUUAAAGGUCUCAUUGUGUUUAGAAAUGUCCCACCUCCUUCCCCUGAACCAAACACUACUCCUUCACACAGAUAUCAGACUAACUGGCCUUGGCAAUGACGACUUGAAUUUCAUGCCGUUUCAUUCUGAUCAGGCAUGAUCAUGUACAAAUAGCUGUGCGUACAUUUUGGGAGAACGAGUACAUCGCUGCUCAGCACACGGUGCCAAUACCUCUGUUCCUCUGCAGUGUUUCUUUUUGGCCGAGAUUACUGGAAAAGAAGGAUUUGUCCAUAUUAUUUCAAACCCUCUACGCACCGUUUAGAAGCAUUUGUGACACCAAACACAGAUGUAUUUUCACAUUCCAACCUUUAAACUGCUCCAAACCACAGUGAAGUGCCUUUUACACAAGAAUAAUAGAAAACCAAUCAUCGAAUCAAAAAAGGUGUUUUUAUCUGUAUCGCUAUUUCUGAACAAUAAAAAUGUGACUUUAUUACUACA
Molecule: messenger RNA, 3481 nt
Organism: Stegastes partitus (bicolor damselfish)
Lineage: Eukaryota; Metazoa; Chordata; Actinopteri; Pomacentridae
Gene: ap3b1a
Product: adaptor related protein complex 3 subunit beta 1a
Exons: 21
Coding region: 17-2698 (893 amino acids)
Biological process (GO): vesicle-mediated transport; intracellular protein transport
Cellular component (GO): AP-3 adaptor complex; clathrin adaptor complex; membrane coat
Source: RefSeq, a predicted model, not a curated record